AUGAGAUUUCUGCUAGCACUCUUCUUCUGCCUUCCAUUCUCUGCAACACAACGCUCCCCCACCCCUACUACCAGUAUACCUUCUCUCUUCCUCUGCCACAGCUCAAAAUUGUUGUACCAUAAGACCCUAAACACAAAAGGCUCUCUCUUUGGUUUCUCCAUCCCAUCACACCCAGCAGCUGUUAACCUUUACAUUAAUAUUCACAAACCAAGCCGGGUGCCUCGCCACUUGGUGUUCCAUCCCAGCUCACCAUCAGCAGCAGCCACGGAGUUCCCAAGUGAGUCCCCGGAUUUUGCCUCUUCCCAGAGGAAAUCUGGAAGGGGCAAGAUCGAGAUCAAGCGGAUCGAGAACACUACGAAUAGGCAGGUCACCUUCUGCAAGCGCCGGAAUGGGUUGCUCAAGAAAGCCUAUGAACUGUCUGUGCUUUGCGAUGCUGAAGUAGCGCUCAUCGUCUUCUCGAGCCGUGGCCGCCUCUAUGAAUAUGCCAACAACAGUGUUAGAGGAACGAUCGAGAGGUACAAGAAGACUUGCACUGAUUCAUCGACUACAGCAUCCGUUACCGAAACCAACACUCAGUAUUACCAGCAAGAAGCAUCCAAACUGCGUCGACAGAUACGAGAGAUUCAGAACUCUAAUAGGCACAUUCUGGGCGAAGCUAUUGGCUCUUUGAGCUUCAAGGAGCUCAAGAACUUGGAGGGGAGAUUGGAAAAGGCAAUUGGCAGAGUUAGAUCGAAAAAGUGUGAGAUGCUAUUUGCAGAAAUUGAGUACAUGCAGAAGAGGGAAAUUGAGCUGCAAAAUGACAACAUGUAUCUUAGGGCCAAGAUAGCGGAAGCUGACAGAGCAGCUGCAGCCCAACAGCAACAACCUCCGAAUCUGAUGCCGGCUGAAGGGCCAACAUAUGACUCGAUCCAGACACAGUCAUAUGACCGCAACUUCCUUCCGGUAAAUCUCUUGGAGCUGAGUAAUCACCAGCAGUACUCUCGAACGGACCAGACUGCUCUCCAACUCGUCUAAGAAUGUGGGGAGUUGAAGAUCGAUGAGCAUGCCACCGGAGGCCACUUCAGUUAUGAUAUAUAUAUAUAUAUAUAUGCUUUUCUUCAUGACAGCUGAAACUGAUGACCAUAUACAGUUUGAUAAAUUAAUUUGGUGGAAGAGACACCAGAAGUUUGUAAUAGCUGUUUCAACUUUACGUGAGGCGCAGCUUAUUAAUUAAUUAAUUAUGAACUAAUUUGCACGUACCUUCAACGUUAACGUGCUGCAUGAACGUUUUUGUUUAUGGCAACGUUUUGGGUUUAGGA
This is a messenger RNA of Punica granatum (pomegranate), 1298 nucleotides long. The record is from RefSeq and is a predicted model, not a curated record. Lineage: Eukaryota; Viridiplantae; Streptophyta; Magnoliopsida; Myrtales; Lythraceae.